AUGAGAGGUAACGCGUCCUCCCCCGUCGUCGGGAGCAGCCCACACUCCUCAAAUGAAGCAGCUUCCCGUCCUGGCUCUGGCUCGUCAGAGACAAAGAUGACUGCCUUUUCUCCAGAAGAUCUCCGCCUGAAAUCCCGCUUUGACUCUGGAAUGCCAUUUGCCACCUCCCUCGCUGGUGAUGAUCGUCGCCCGUUUUACUCCAUCCAUGGACUUGGGAACCAUCAUGGUCAAGAUCCGUUCCAGUCCACCUCAAUCGCCGGUGGUCGCAUGCAGCUCUCCGCAACCGCCUCUAGCUUCACUCCAUCUGGCUUUAGCAUCAAUCCCUUUGCUGGUUUCUCUGCUUCUGCUUCUCGCACUCCUUUGUCGCAGGCUGAUCAGCGAAUGUCCAGUAUGGGCUAUCUGGCUGCAACUUCUGAGCCUGAUGCUCGUGAUGGCGCUGGCGAUGUUAUCAUGCAUGCCACCGGUACUCCCAAGCACGUUAAGUCCGGAUUUGAUCCCAAUGGCAAAGGGAUGCUGGUUAAAACCCCACUUCCUAUGUUCUUUGCGCAUCUGGGCAAAUUCGAUGGUGAAAAUCGCAAUCGUGCGUUCUCUAUUGCUGGCAUCCCGACCAACUUCCCAUAUCUCACGCUUGCUGAGAUUUUCAACCGCCACGAAUUUACCACCCUCAAGGGCCCUGUUCUCAAUGAACUUGCCUCUACAGGCUGCAUCUAUGUCGGCUUCACUGACGUGCGUGAUGCGAAGAAGGCAUCUACCAAAGUUUCCCGUCUCCACCCGGAAUGGCGUGUCAGCUCCAUGACCGCACAGGAGUAUGCCCAAAAGUUUGAUCCCAACAAUGCCUAUCUUAUCUCUAACUUCGAGGGUCAUGUGUAUGCCACUAUCACCUAUGACAGCUCCAACCAAGCUAUGGAUGCGCGUAUUGUGUCUCACUCCUUCAAGGAUCUCCUAGAGACCUUCGGCGAUAUCAAGGCGUUCCAAAAUCUUCCCUGCCGCCAAGUUAAUGUUGAAGAGUAUCUGCUUGAGUUCUUCGAUACUCGUGCAGCUGAUAAUGUCGUGUCCACCCUUAACAAGAAUUCACUUGAUGACUGUUUCCUGGAACUCAAGCAUCACAAACCAGACAUGCCACCUCCUCACACCCCGCGCCAGGUGCGCUCCUUCGAGUCGCCAAAGGACCUUUACCCCUCUUCUGACUUGGCUUAUCGUAGACGUCCCUACAGUAGCCGUCGUUUCUCUUCUACGUCUCCUAGUCCCUACCAUGAGAUUAGUCCUACCGGCCGCUCCAUGGUCCCCGUUGAUGACCGUGCAUCCGCCUUGGGAUGGAUGACAAAGACUGGUGAUGGCUUUAAUAGCAUCCGUUCUCGUCAUGAGAUUGGUCGUCAUGGUCAUCAUGGUGGUGGUGAUCCGAGAUCUAACAAUCAGAAUUAUGUCGAUAUUGAACGCAUUCGUUGCGGUGUUGAUGUUCGCACUACGAUUAUGCUCCGCAACAUUCCCAACAAGAUUGACCAGGCAAUGCUCAAGGAUAUCGUCGACGAAACCAGCCAUGGGAAAUAUGAUUUCAUGUAUUUGCGUAUCGAUUUCGCAAACAACUGCAAUGUUGGCUAUGCCUUCAUCAACUUUGAAGAUUUUGCCAAAGCCCGUGCAGGCCAUAGCUGGAACUGCUUCAAUAGCGACAAAAUUGCCGAAAUCUCCUAUGCCACCAUCCAGGGCAAGGACUGUCUCGUCCAAAAGUUCCGCAAUAGCUCUGUGAUGCUUGAGCAUCCUUCCUUCCGUCCAAAGAUCUUCCACACCGGCACUGGCCCUGUGGCUGGCACCGAGGACCGUUUCCCUGGUCCCGACAACCCUUCCAAAAUGCGUCGUAGCGUCGAAAAUGCCGAACAUGUUGGCCUCUUUGCCCCUCGCGUUGGACAGCAGUAUCGUGAUGAACAGCGUCGUCGCCGCAGCCAGUUUGACCGCGGCACCAUCGCCGCUGAGCGUGAAUUCUACUAUCCCCGUCCAGUUUAUACUCCCCGUCGUCUCCACGGACAUGGACAUGGUGAUAUGUUACCUAUUGCGAUGUCGCCUUGCUAUGAGAAUGUCGGCAAUGCCAACGUUGGUACCAUUGGCUGUGGCAACGGGAAUAGGAAUAGUGUUGGUCCAACCUCCGGAUAA
Messenger RNA from Paracoccidioides brasiliensis Pb18, 2145 nucleotides. RefSeq lists its product as uncharacterized. The transcript has 13 exons. The record is from RefSeq and is a predicted model, not a curated record. Gene Ontology annotation, molecular function: RNA binding. Bases 1 to 2145 code for a protein of 714 amino acids.